Messenger RNA from Sinocyclocheilus grahami, 768 nucleotides. Its product is annotated as patched domain-containing protein 2-like. The record is from RefSeq and is a predicted model, not a curated record. Gene Ontology annotation, cellular component: cytoplasm. The coding region runs from base 90 to 629 and encodes 179 amino acids. The transcript has 3 exons. NCBI's taxonomy places the organism in Eukaryota, Metazoa, Chordata, Actinopteri, Cypriniformes, Cyprinidae.
AGAGCGCCCUCUACAGUCUGCUGCUGUCACUUGCCAUUUGCAUCGCAUCAGUAGCUGUGUUUACUGCUCAUCCGCUGCUGCUGCUGCCAAUGCUGCUGAGCAUUCUGGGUAUGGUGUGUCUGGUGGUGGCAGUGAUGUAUUGGCUGGGAUGGGAGAUGGGUGCAGUUGAAGCCAUCUCUCUCUCCAUAUUGGUGGGCUCUUCGGUGGACUAUUGCCUUCAUCUAGUGGAGGGAUAUUUACUGGCUGGGGACACUGACACCUCAGGACUGGCUAAUCACAGUUCGGAGUCCUCCAUCAAACGGCAGACACGGACCCUUGAAGCAGCCAAUCACGUGGGCGUUGCUAUAGUUUCCAGUGCCGUGACCACGGUGAUUUCAACCAUUCCGCUCUUUUUUUGUGUCAUCGUGCCUUUUGCCAAAUUCGGUCAGAUUGUGGCCAUCAACACGGCCAUCUCCAUCGCCUUCACGCUCACCGUCACGACCGCGCUGCUGGCCACGAUGGGUCCCGGCGACUUCACCCGUCCUCCCAGAGCCGUGCUCAAAGCCGCUCUGGUGGUCCUGGUCGUGGGGGUCUGUGGAGGUGUGCUGUGGUGGACCGGGUCACAGUUCGCUCCGGACACACUGAUCUGAAUCGAGGAACCAGGGGGAUUUCAAGAGAGCGACUGUGAUUAUUUCAGACGACAUGUGUGAACUCUUUGGGAAGCAGGUUUGGGAAAAUGCAGUAUUUAACAUACAGUGGUGGCCAAAAUCAUUUGAACACUAGUAUUCU